Messenger RNA from Salvia miltiorrhiza (redroot sage), 1230 nucleotides. Its product is annotated as F-box protein PP2-B11-like. The record is from RefSeq and is a predicted model, not a curated record. The coding region runs from base 190 to 1092 and encodes 300 amino acids. Gene Ontology annotation, molecular function: protein binding. The transcript is spliced from 3 exons. NCBI's taxonomy places the organism in Eukaryota, Viridiplantae, Streptophyta, Magnoliopsida, Lamiales, Lamiaceae.
GUACACGGAAAAGAAAAAAUGCUUGCAGUGACAGGAUUAUUUUAACCAUAAUAUAGAUAUAGAUGGUUGAUACAAAUCCAACUUUUGUUCUGACUUGUGAGGAAAUUUAUUGGUUUCGACGUGAAGUCCAAAGCAAAUUUCCCUUAAUUUCACCGACUUGCCGUGACCUUAAUUUCGACAAAUUUCCCAAUGAGGAUGGACCUUCUAUCUACGUUGCCGGAUGAGUCUUUGUCGGAGAUUCUGCGGCGAACUUCCCCGGCGGAUGCCUCAAGAUUCGCUGUCAUUUCAAAAGGGUUUAAAUCCGCCGCUGACUCCGACACUGUUUGGGACAGAUUUCUGCCGGCAGAUUUGCCGGAGAUAGUGUCAGGAUCAGCAUCUACGGUGGUCUACGCCAACAAGAAAGAGCUUUACUUUAGUCUUUGCCACUCUCCGAUUCUUAUCGAUGCCGGAAAGUUGAGUUUUUCUCUCGAGAAAAAGAGUGGGAAAAAGUGCUACAUGGUGGGAGCAAGAGAGCUGGGAAUUAUCUGGUGUGGCGACACCCCAUGGUACUGGGACUUAAUACCCCAUCCAGAUUCAAGAUUCUCAGAGGUUGCUGUGUUGAAAUCUGUUUGGUGGCUUGAAAUCCGAGGCACCAUAGACACACGGAUGCUAUCCUCCAACACCAUCUACGGAGCUUAUCUGGUGUUCAAGCUGGAUGAUCGGAAUGCUCGCGGACUCGAAUCAGCAAACGCAUUUGUGAGAUUCACAAAUGAUAAAGUCGAUGGUCAUGAUGAGAGAGAAGCUAUCCUCAAUCACUUCGGGCACGAGAAUGCUCGCGACCGCCACGGCCAGACUGGAGAUGCGCCAGUGAGGAUAGGCGACGGCUUGACAGAGAUUGCGGCGGUGCACCUGCAACGGGCCAAUGGGUCGGAGCAGCAGAGUGGAAGAGUAGGUGUGCGGAGAGGUGAUGGAUGGAUGGAGGUGGAGUUGGGAAGCUUCUUUAAUGACCGAGGAGACGACGGCGCUGUGGAGACGUGGCUGUUGGGGAAGGACGGCUAUCAAGGGAAGUCCGGCCUCAUCGUUCAAGGCAUUGAGUUUAGGCCCAAGCCAUGAUCCCUUUCUGGAUUUUCGACUGCUUAGACUAUUUCCUUGGAAGUAUGCAUAUGUAUUGUUCAAUAUUUCAUAUCUCAAAUGAGUACCUAUUUGAAAAUAAUAUGAAUUUUAAGAAAUUGAUUGAAUAUCUAAGUGAAA